Capsella rubella is the source of this 1813-nucleotide messenger RNA. Its product is annotated as PI-PLC X domain-containing protein At5g67130. The transcript is spliced from 8 exons. Lineage: Eukaryota; Viridiplantae; Streptophyta; Magnoliopsida; Brassicales; Brassicaceae. Bases 253 to 1548 code for a protein of 431 amino acids. The record is from RefSeq and is a predicted model, not a curated record. Gene Ontology annotation, biological process: lipid metabolic process. Gene Ontology annotation, molecular function: phosphoric diester hydrolase activity.
UCAUUUUCUCUUUUGGGAGAGGUGGGAAAAAGAUUCAACCUUUGUCUAAGAAAAGAAAAACAAAAAAGAUGCUUAAUCUGUUUCUUUUGUUCCUCUCUUCAAGGAUUAACAUAUCAAUGAUGCCCGGGUUUUAGUACCUAAACAUCUCUUUUGUCUUGUCUUAGAAAAACCUCCUCAAGCAACUACAGUAGAUCGAACAUCACUCAGAUUUCUCUCUGUUUGUCUCUUUCUCUCUGCAUAAGCUAAGGAGCGAUGUCGGCGUGCAUCAAUGGCUUAUGCAGAGCCGUAACAGUGUCGCUUCUCCUACAUCUUUUUCCCUUCUCCUUCUUCUUCUCUUUUUCCUCAGCUUGCUCUAAUGGAAAUUGCCAGAUGCUGGAUUCAUGUUCCUCAGCCACUGAUUGUGUCCCAGGUUUAUAUUGUGGAGACUGUCCUGCCGUUGGGAGAAGUAAACCCGUCUGCACAAGAGGCCAAGCCACAAGUCCAACUUCCAUUAUAAAUGGAUUGCCUUUUAACAAGUAUACAUGGUUGAUGACUCAUAAUGCCUUUAGCAAUGCAAAUGCACCGCCUUUGCCAGGUGUUGAGAGGAUUACAUUUUACAAUCAAGAAGAUACCAUUACUAAUCAGCUGCAAAAUGGCGUUAGAGGGCUAAUGCUGGAUAUGUAUGACUUCAACAACGAUAUCUGGCUUUGCCAUUCCCUUCGAGGGCAAUGUUUUAACUUCACCGCUUUUCAACCUGCAAUUAACACACUGAGGGAAGUUGAGACAUUUCUGAGUCAGAACCCAACAGAGAUUGUUACUAUCAUAAUUGAAGAUUAUGUGCACAGGCCUAAAGGCUUAUCAACUCUGUUUGCGAACGCUGGUUUGGACAAAUACUGGUUUCCUGUUUCGAAAAUGCCCAAAAAGGGAGAAGAUUGGCCUACUGUGACUGAUAUGGUGCAAGAGAAUCAUAGACUCCUGGUUUUCACUUCUGUUGCUGCGAAAGAAGAUGAAGAAGGUGUAGCUUAUCAAUGGAGAUACAUAGUUGAAAAUGAGUCUGGGGAUCCCGGGGUGAAGCGAGGUUCUUGUCCUCACAGAAAAGAGUCACAACCUUUAAACUCAAAAAGUUCAUCGCUUUUCUUGAUGAAUUACUUCCCGACAAUUCCGAUUGAGAAAGACGCUUGCAAGGAGCACUCAGCUCCACUUGCUGAGAUGGUUGGGACUUGUCUCAAGUCAGGAGGGAAUAGAAUGCCAAACUUUCUAGCUGUUAACUUCUACAUGAGAAGUGAUGGAGGCGGCGUUUUUGAAAUUCUGGAUAGAAUGAAUGGACCGGUACUUUGCGGCUGUCAGACUCUUGCGGCUUGCCAGCCAGGGGCAGCUUAUGGUUCAUGCAAAAAUGUUACUCUACAGACAAGAACUCCAAACAUGGAUUCAACAGCUGGAAGUUACUCAGGUGGAAGCUACUCAGGUUCAGUUCAGUUCUCAAAAUCCUUAGCUUCUGCAGUCUAUCCACGAAACACCGUUGUUGUCUUCUGCUUCUCAUGGCUUCCAUUGCUGAUUUUUCUACUAUGACACACCCAAUUAAACCAUUUGGAGAGAUUCUUAGGUUAGAGAAUCUUGAUCACUUCUUUAGGACGAAUGAGAGAUCCUAAGUUCAGGAAACAUGAGCUGCCUUAGAAAACGUGCCCGAUUUUAUUCUUGCAUUGUAGACUGCAGAGUUAUAGGCAGAAAUCUUAUGUAUGUGUGUCUUCAGCUUCUGUUGAAUGUUAUGCAACUUAUAUAUAUAUAUAUAGACACAAUUCUACUCCAAUAGAAACUUUACUGAAUAAUUUUUAUA